UCCCUCGGUUAGGGCUGGAUGGGUGGGGAAUCUGGGCGGGUGGUGGAGUCACUGUUGCUUGAGCCAGGCUACGGACGCGCCCGGUGCCCCGGGGAGGGGCGCCGCCGGUGGGGGGAGGAGGAGGGAAGGACGCCCUCUCUGCCCGAGACCUCUGGAGGCUCUGACCUCAGGGGCUAGGGGACAGAGAAGCCAAGUUCCUGCAGCUGGGCUGCCUGAAGAGGCCACGACCCUGGAGGGCCCUGAGCCCACCGCGCCAGGUGCCCCAUCCCCACCCCAGGGGCCUAAAGCGACAGUCUCAGGGACCACUGCAAGGUUUCCAGUUGCCUAGACAACGAGUCUCGGGUCAGAGCAACAGCCCUUCUAGCACCUGCCUCCGCCAUCGCCGCCACCGCUGCUGCUGCUGCUGCUUCUGCUGCCGCGGCCUUGGGCACCGGGUGACAUGCCGGUGCUCUCCACCCCACGGCCCUCGCGGGUGACCACACUGAGGCGCACAGCUGUGGUCUUGGCGCUGACAGCCUAUGGAGCCCACAAACUCUACCCUCUGGUGCGCCAGUGCAUGACCCCGGCCAGAGGUCCUCAGGGCCCAGCCGGGGAGUCCCUACAGGAGGCCCCCGAGCCCACUGCGACCAAGGCUGGCAUGAACAGGGUGUUCCUGAGGCGGUUCCUGGUACUCUUGCGGCUGCUGUUCCCCCAGGUCCUGUGCCGGGAGACCGGGCUGCUGGCACUGCACUCUGCCGCGCUGGUGAGCCGGACCUUCCUCUCCGUCUAUGUUGCCCGCCUGGAUGGCCGGCUGGCCCGUUGCAUCGUACGCAAGGACCCUCGAGCCUUCGGCUGGCAGCUUGUGCAGUGGCUGCUCAUUGCACUCCCCGCCACCUUCGUUAACAGCGCCAUCCGCUACCUGGAGGGCCAGCUGGCUCUGUCCUUCCGCAGCCGUCUGGUGACCCAUGCCUACAGUCUCUACUUCUCCCAGCAGACCUACUACCGCGUGAGCAAUAUGGAUGGACGGCUUCGCAACCCUGACCAGUCUCUGACUGAGGACCUGGUUGCCUUUACCGCCUCCGUGGCCCACCUCUACUCCAACCUGACCAAGCCGCUGCUGGACGUGGCCGUGACCUCCUACACUCUCAUCAGGGCAGCGCGCUCCCGCGGGGCUGGCACAGCCUGGCCCUCGGCCAUAGCAGGCCUUGUGGUGUUCCUCACGGCCAACGUGCUGCGGGCCUUCUCACCCAAGUUCGGGGAGCUGGUGGCCGAGGAGGCGCGACGUAAGGGGGAGCUGCGCUACAUGCACUCUCGAGUGGUGGCUAACUCAGAGGAGAUCGCCUUCUAUGGGGGCCACAAGGUGGAGCUGGCACUGCUGCAGGACUGCUACCGGGCCCUGGCGGCGCAGAUCAAUGUCAUCCUGCUGGAGCGCCUGUGGUAUGUCAUGCUCGAGCAGUUCCUCAUGAAGUACGUGUGGAGUGCCUCGGGCCUGCUCAUGGUGGCCGUCCCCAUCAUCACUGCCACUGGUUACUCGGAGUCAGACUCGGAAGCAGAGAAGAGGGCCGCCUUGGAGAUGCGGGAGGAGGAGCUGGUGAGCGAGCGCACGGAGGCCUUCACCAUCGCACGCAACCUGCUCACGGCCGCAGCUGAUGCCACGGAGCGCAUCAUGUCAUCCUACAAGGAGGUGACGGAGCUGGCCGGCUACACAGCACGCGUGCAUGAGAUGUUUCAGGUGUUCGAAGACGUCCAGCACUGUCACUUCAAGCGGCCAGGGGAGCCGGAGGACGCCCAGACGGGGGCAGGGGCCGUGGUGCGCUCUGGCGUCCAUCUGGAGGGGCCCCUGCGCAUCCGAGGCCAGGUGGUGGACGUGGAGCAGGAUAUCAUCUGCGAGAACAUCCCCAUCAUCACACCCACGGGAGAGGUGGUGGUGUCCAGCCUCAACAUCCGGGUGGAAGAGGGCAUGCACCUGCUCAUCACAGGCCCCAACGGCUGCGGCAAGAGCUCGCUCUUCCGGAUCCUGGGCGGGCUGUGGCCCACUUACGGUGGCGUUCUCUACAAGCCCCCUCCACAGCGCAUGUUCUACAUCCCCCAGAGGCCCUACAUGUCUGUGGGCUCAUUGCGAGACCAGGUCAUCUACCCGGACUCAGUGGAGGACAUGCGCCGCAAGGGUUACUCGGAGCAGCAGCUGGAGACCAUCCUGGACAUCGUGCACCUGCACCACAUCCUGCAGCGGGAGGGAGGCUGGGAGGCCCUGUGUGACUGGAAGGAUGUGCUGUCUGGGGGUGAGAAGCAGCGGAUUGGCAUGGCUCGCAUGUUCUACCACAGGCCCAAGUACGCCCUGCUGGACGAGUGCACCAGCGCCGUGAGCAUCGACGUGGAGGGCAAGAUCUUCCAGGCGGCCAAGGACGCGGGCAUCGCUCUGCUGUCCAUCACUCACCGGCCCUCACUGUGGAAGUACCACACGCACCUGCUGCAGUUCGACGGCGAGGGUGGCUGGAAGUUGGAGAAGCUGGACUCGGCGGCCAGGCUGAGCCUCACCGAGGAGCGGCAGCGGCUAGAGCAGCAGCUGGCCGGCGUCCCCAAGAUGCAGCAGCGCCUGCAGGAGCUGCGCCACAUCCUUGGCGAGGCCCCUGGCCCUGGUGUCUCCAUCUGAGCGCCGCUAGGCCUCCCAGCCCCCACCAUGCCCUACCCCAGGAUCUCGGAUCACUUGAAGGAAACCGGCCCGAGGUCCCUACCCUGCCCUUCUGCUUUUGCUGCCCCGCAUGCCUCCCACCCCAGGGCCUCAGCCACCCUUCCUGGUGGAGCCAGGGACCCAGGACCCUGGAGCUCUAUGCCACUGUGACUGCCACAUGGGGCAGCGAGUCCUUCACUUUGCUCCGGGGAGGGGCAUGAGGCUCGGGGCUGAGCUGGGGGAUGGAGUGGGACCCCCAAAUCCCAGCUCACUGCUGCCAGCUAGAGGCAGCCUCCCUCCUGAGACUCAUGUCCCCACUUCCCCAUUGCUGUCGCCACUCCUGGGGUGGCUAGGAGAGGCCCCUGACCCAUGGGAUGCCCUUCCUGCCAGAGAAGCAGCCAAACAGGGCCCAGGGUCAGAGAGAGCCCCGUGCCGGUGUCCUCUCUGCCACCAGGAGUCCCCAAGAGCCCCCUGGAAUGGGAGAAGAGCCACAAGAAGGCAGCCCCGCCCUUCUCUUCCACCUAAUUUAUUGGCUUCCCUGUUCGUGGCCACCUCCAUUGCCAGCGGGGGCGGUGGCCAGGCCCAGUCCUUCCCAGAAGCCACCACCACCAUCCCCGCCAGUCUACACUGCCAGCCGCCACUGGGGGGCGCGCGCUGCCCGUCCACUGGGAGCCAGGGCUCCGUGUUCCCAGCUCAGUGCCAAAGAGGGGUUCCAGGGGGCGCUGUGUCGCCAGAGGGAGACCCUACCUCCGCGUGUGCCUUUCCCGGGCCCUCGGCCCCGGGCGGGGCGCCCUCAGUCCCCUCAGUAAAGCUGCCGUGGAAAACGCG
Molecule: messenger RNA, 3478 nt
Organism: Heterocephalus glaber (naked mole-rat)
Lineage: Eukaryota; Metazoa; Chordata; Mammalia; Rodentia; Bathyergidae
Gene: Abcd1
Product: ATP binding cassette subfamily D member 1
Biological process (GO): peroxisome organization; long-chain fatty acid import into peroxisome; very long-chain fatty acid catabolic process
Cellular component (GO): peroxisomal membrane; peroxisome
Molecular function (GO): long-chain fatty acid transmembrane transporter activity; ATP binding; ABC-type transporter activity
Source: RefSeq, a predicted model, not a curated record